AUGAUAAUAAAAGAAUAUAAUAAUAUAAGAAAAGGUUGCCUGAAUUGUUAUUUUAACAGAUCAUAUAAAAGUAAAAUAUCAUAUAAAGAUAAGAAUUUGAACUUAUGUGUAGCUUUUAAUAACAAUGCAAAUAUAAACCAUGAGAAAUUUGACAGUAACUUUUAUUUAUAUAAUAUAAAUUCAACCAUUUUCAAAUUGGUCAAAUAUAUUCAUAUAUUUAAGAAAAAAUACAAAAACGAUAUUGAUUUAAAUAACAAAACAAAUGAUAAAUAUAAAAUUGAACAGAUAUUCAUGUGCUAUAUUUCUAUUUACAAAAAUAUAAAGAGAAAUUUAUUUUUAAAAUUAACAUUAGAAAUUUUUAAAGUUCCUUGUUUAAAUAAAAAAAUAACUGAUGAUAAAGAAUUUUAUGAAGAACUUUUAAAUGAAGUAAUUAAAUGCAGAAAAGCAAAAGAUUUAGAGAAAUCUAUUUUUUAUGAAUACAUAAUAAAAAUUUUAUCACUAUUUUUAAUGAAUUUUAAUUUUUUUAAUGAAAAUUUCCAAAGAAUUUUUUUUAUAGAAACAAUAAAAAUUAUAAAAAAUGAAGAAAAUAUAAAUUCCUUUUUGAGAAAUUUCACUUAUUUUCUUUCUUGUAUUUCAUUUUAUAAUAGAAUUUUAAAAAAAGAAUUAUAUGGUAAUAAACCUGUUCUUUUAAAUAUUUCAUCUAAUAGUCAAAUUUUUUUAAAUCAAAUAAAAAAAAAUACUAUAAUGGAUUCUUUACCUUUAAUUUUAGAUAUUUUUGAUAAAAUUCAAAAUUAUAAUUAUUUUAAUGAAAUUGAUAUAUGUAAUAUUUUUGAUUUCUUAAAUGAAUUCAAAAAGACACAUAAAAUAAAAACACUUAUAUAUAAAAAUAUUCAAAAAUAUUUUACUUCCUCAAGCCAAAUAAAGAAUUUAUGUUUCUUUUUAUAUUUAAUUUCAAAUUGUAAUAAUACAGAUCACCAAAAUAUAUAUACAUAUAUAUAUAAUAUUAUAUUUUUAAAAAGAAAAGAAUUAACUGAUGUUAAAAAUAUAAAUCUUUUUUUAUUAAGUAUAAUAAAAUAUAAAAAUGAAAAAAGUGUUUUGGAGAAAAAUAAAAAGAAAAGAAAUAAUUUAAUAAAAAGAAGAAAUUUAAAUAAAAUUAAUAAUAUAAACAAAAAAUUUGAAUUAUGUUUAAAAUUAAAGUAUAGAUUUAUUAAAAAGAGAAAAAUGAUUAAUGAAAAAAUUAUGUAUUUUUUUAUUAAGAAUCACUUUAUUUAUUUAAUUAGAAAAAAAAAAAUAAAUACUAAAUACAUGAAAACAUUCCAUCAAUAUUUUUUGUUUUAUCACAUAAAAAAAAACUUUACAAGAAAAAAAAGUUAUAUAUCACCUAUAAAUAUAAUUAAAAAUUAUAGAUAA
Messenger RNA from Plasmodium relictum, 1410 nucleotides. RefSeq names its product conserved Plasmodium protein, unknown function. Lineage: Eukaryota; Apicomplexa; Aconoidasida; Haemosporida; Plasmodiidae. The record is from RefSeq and is a predicted model, not a curated record. The transcript has a single exon. The coding region runs from base 1 to 1410 and encodes 469 amino acids.